Beauveria bassiana ARSEF 2860 is the source of this 4869-nucleotide messenger RNA. RefSeq names its product MAP kinase kinase kinase. The record is from RefSeq and is a predicted model, not a curated record. The transcript has 3 exons. NCBI's taxonomy places the organism in Eukaryota, Fungi, Ascomycota, Sordariomycetes, Hypocreales, Cordycipitaceae. Gene Ontology annotation, biological process: protein phosphorylation. Gene Ontology annotation, molecular function: ATP binding; protein kinase activity. Bases 1 to 4869 code for a protein of 1622 amino acids.
AUGUAUCAGGGUGGUCAAAGACAUGUCUCGAAUAAUGAUCCGACACGUCCAUUCCAGGUGCCGCCACCGCCGCCGCCGCCAUUGUCGUCGCCUCCGAUGAACGGGCCGCAAAUGGGCAGCAUCAUGAACGUCCCCCCGCCGCCGCCACGAUACCCUCCUGCACCACCUGGGACUGCGCCUGGUGCCAUGAUCCCCCCGCCUCCUGGCCCUCCUCCAUCCGGCCCUCUUGCUCAGCAGCAGCAGCAACCAUCAUGGCAUGGUAAUUACGGUCGAAUGUAUGAUGGCCGAGGAGGUUUCAAUCUGCCUCCACCGCCACCCACACAAGGCCAGCACCAACCUUACAACCCGAAAAUACACGCUCAGAUGGCUGCCCGACAACAUGCCAUGGCGAUGCCUCCACCUCCACCCCCAAGCGACGCCAUGAGCGCGACAUAUAUACCCAGCGCGAACUCGUACGGUGAAGGAGUCGGCAUCCCAGGCUUCGGCGGUGAAGAUCACUUGCUAUCAGAAUCGUCCCAAGCACUGUCAAUGCCGGAAAGUAGCGCUGCGUCGGUGCUCGAAGAUUCUUCUUCCAGAACGCAACAAUACAUGCACUCAACUGCACAAGUUAGAGGGCUUGCCAGUGGAUCUGGCAUAGCAGGUGCGGGACUUAUUCCCCCGGAGAUGGCUGAGCAGUGGCCCUUGGACACGGUGCUCAUUUGGCUGGCGCAGAACAUGUUCUCGAGAGAAUGGCAGGAGACUUUUCGAGCGCUGCAUUUGUGCGGACAGCAGUUUCUGGAGCUCGGUAACCCGCAUGGACUGCGCGGAAACCACAGCAUGAUGCAUCAGCAAGUCUAUCCCCGACUGGCGCGAGAGUGUACUCAAAAUGGCGUGGCCUGGAACCAGCCUGCAGAGCGCGGGGAAGGCAAGCGAAUGAGACGUUUGAUUCGAAGUAUUGUGACAGGUGAGCCUGUAGAGUCCUCCAAAUCCCACGGCCGACAAGACUCUACCAAUAGCGGGCAGAGCGCCACCAUCGCAAGCGCGAAUACCGAACCGUCUGAUUCCCCAAACACCCCCCUCAACCCCCCCGGACCGGGCUUUGCUGCUAGACGGUUUUCGCAAACAAGAGCGACCACGAUGCCCACACUGAAUACCGGGACAAUGUCCAGCUCGGAGGGCGGCCACCGACUUGCGCUCAAAUUGUCGGAAAGCGACACAGGGCGGCCCGGGACUUCGGUUAUGAAGAACACAAUAAGCGAAGGGGCACUUUAUCGUGGCACAGCGCAACGCUCCGAGAGUCCAACUGCAAAUGGAAGUCCCGUUCCACAGCAGAAAAUGUUUACGUCUGCGCCCAUGACCGCGUCCCCCAACUCUGCCAAAUUCGGUCACCGCUCUAGACACAGCACAGAUUCUGUCUCUUCCAAUGCUGCUAUCUAUGGGUCCGGCGUCCCUGCUGAUGCGGCAAGUAUGUUCAGUCGAGGGAUGAGUAUUGGAGACAUUGUCGGCAGCCGUACGCUGGACGGCCGCUCCAGCCACUCACCUCACGAAUCUGGGGAUCGUUCUGCCGGUACGGAGCCUGGUUCGGGGAAAGAUUCCAAGAGCUUUCUCAGCUUCAUGCAUCGAAAGAAAAAGCAGCGUGAUGAGGGCGCGAUACCGUCUCCGGACGAAGGAGAAUAUCCACACUCACCCAACAGUGCCCCCAAGACCACAUCGCUAGGUGGUCGUGAAGCGCAUGCCAGCGAUGCAAACCUUGAUAACAGCAGCCCAACAAAAUCCGCCCGGGUAUUUGUGCUAGCAACUUUUGACUCCUGGAACUUUCGAAUGUGCGACAUUACCCCAGCCGACUCAGCUUCGGAGAUCAAGCGAGCAAUAUGUUUGAGCCUGGGUAUCAAUGACUCCGGCAAUGCUCGACUAUUUGCAACGGAGCUUGGGCAGUUUUCACACAAAGAAGAGUUGAUGGAUGAUCAGAUUGUCUCUUUCAAAGAAGCGCAUCCAAAACAAUCAACAACGUUGAAAUUCUUCGUGGAUCUCAAUGGAAGUAACAAUAACAAUACAGGAACUGAAAAUGGUCCACUGUCAUCAAAUCACUUACCGCCCGGCAUGGAUGAGGAAGCGUACGCGAAACUGAACGGGUCUCGGCAGCGAUCCAUUUCAUCGCCACCGACAUCGAGAUCCAAUACCACAUCGGAGAGUAGAGUGGACGAAAAAACACUUGCGCAAGAGGCGAGCGAGUACCGGGCCGAAAUGGAGCGAAAACAGCGUGAAUAUCUGGAGAAGCGAAAACAGGCCAACAAGAAAGGCAGCACCCCCAAUACUCCGGAGCUAGGGACUGGAUUUGGCAUCGUUGGACGGAAUGUCGAUUUCGACCAACCUCGAGACUCUCCAUUUGAGGACAGGAAGCCCUCUGAGCACCUAUUUCCCCAGAGGAAACCACCUGCACCACCGAGCGACCCUUCAGCCACACUGCUCAAGGCCAAUUCCCUUAAGAAGCCUGGACAUGCCAAGCGUAGUUCUGCUGCAGGUCUGGACGGAUUCCCCAGCCCAAGACGCCUGAUUACCUCUAACACCGACGGUCCGGACGGGUUGAAGAGCCGCCAGGCUAGCGGACAACCACCGGAUGGAUCCGAAGGUAUCGGGAGCGCCUUAGCAGGAAUCGGCCGCCGCAUGGGUGCUGUUGGGCAGUCAAGCGCCAACGGUCCACGCUCUGUCUCCAGCAUGGCAAACUUGCAGUCGAGCAGCUCUGCUGGUGGUCUUCAACGCUCAGGUAAGAAGGGUUCGCCAUUCGGUCUUGUCAAGGAAUCAGCGUCAGGGGGGCUUCGGGCCAGUGGUGGCACACGUAAUUUGACCUGGAGCCCUGGCAACAUGUCAUUUGCUGUGCCUGACUACUCACCUGGCGGUACCCUCGUCGCAGUGCCAAAGACCGCUCACGCUAAUGAUCAACGACACUCAGUAGGAGUGCAACCGCCAUCAUCAUCGGAACUGAGCCCAAGCACUCUCAUGCCGAAGCGGUUUGACUUUGACUCUGCACCUCAUCACCCUCAACAAGGCAGCAAUGCUGUUUCUCGCAAGGGCUCAGAAGUCAGCUUUGCGACGCCGGCGGCAACAAAACGCGCUGUCCCCGCCAAUGAUGACAGUGAUGACUCAGAUGAUGGACUCUUCCAGAUUCCCCUGGCUGGGCGUGACAAAGACAAGGGUAAGGCCAAGGCUGGAGCUAGUAGCAAGCGACCGAGCAUCAUUGUCAAUACACAGCGGCCCAAGAGCAAGGUUGUAUCCGUGUCGUUUCAGUCGCCUCAGGCAAGCACGACUACUGAAAGCCUAGACGAUGGCCGAAGCGCCAUGAGCUCACGACGCACACCUACAACGCCUGGAUCGAGCAAUUUUGAUGCCGAUGAUAAAGUGUCUCGGCGUAAAUCAUUCAUCGAAAAGGAUGUGUGGGCCAAUCGUCCCCCUACGGAUGAUCUGUUGAACAACCUCGACGAUUUCUUUCCGAAUUUGGACCUUGAUGAGCCUGUGCUGGAAGAUAGCGCAGGGAAUAACUUGACCGCUUCGCCUAUCGUCAACGAGACUGACGCCGCGGGGCACCAGCGCAGCGCGUCGAACAAUUCCGCUCGCGAGGAUACUUCCAAUAUGCCGGCGGCAAUUCCACCUUCAAGACAGCCAUCACUUUAUGGAGAAGCAGACACGCUCGGAUCUGACGAAUCGACGCUCAAGGCGUCUGACCGACCGAUGUCUGCACAGGGUGGAGGGUCCAGAAGCCUCAAGCGAUCAGGCGGUCUUGGCAGAAUGAAAUCCAUCAGAGAAGUGGCGCGUGGUGCACAUGAAGCCAACAAGCGGUUUACUACAAUGUCACAAAGUGCAAGCAAAAGCAACUCGAACUUGAUGCGACGAAAGAGUACCAAGAUGUUCAAUGCCAACAUUGUGCAGAUUCGGCCUGAUCAGCGCGGUAGCGUGGCGAUGCCCGAUAGUGGUGGACUGGAAACGGGGCUAAAGCGACAGACAACCUUCCGUUGGUUCAAGGGUCAGCUGAUUGGCAAGGGCACCUAUGGUCGGGUGUAUUUGGGUAUGAAUGCCACGACUGGAGAGUUUUUGGCGGUCAAGGAGGUCGAGGUGAAUGCAAAGGCAGCUGGUGGCGACAAAAACAAGAUGCGAGAAAUGGUUGCGGCGCUAGACCAGGAGAUUGACACUAUGCAACAUCUGGACCAUAUCAACAUCGUGCAAUAUCUAGGUUGCGAGCGCAAGGAAACGAGUAUCAGCAUAUUUCUCGAGUAUAUUUCUGGUGGCAGUAUUGGGUCGUGUCUGCGAAAGCACGGACGUUUCGAAGAAUCGGUGGUGUCGUCGCUGACGCGUCAGACACUGUCAGGGCUGGCGUAUUUGCACCGGGAGGGUAUUCUACACCGAGACCUCAAGGCGGACAAUAUUCUGCUGGACUUGGACGGCACGUGCAAGAUUAGCGAUUUCGGCAUCUCGAAGAAGACUGACAACAUUUACGGCAACGAUAAGACCAAUAAUAUGCAGGGCUCGGUAUUUUGGAUGGCGCCAGAAGUGAUUCGAUCGCAAGGCGAAGGGUACAGCGCCAAGGUAGAUAUCUGGAGUCUUGGGUGCGUUGUGCUGGAGAUGUUUGCUGGUCGUCGACCGUGGAGCAAGGAGGAGGCAGUGGGAGCCAUUUACAAGAUUGCGAAUGGAGAGGUGCCGCCAAUUCCCGAGGAUGUGGAAGAAUUGAUUCCCCCGCUGGCGGUGGCGUUUAUGGCGGAUUGUUUCCAAGUGAACCCUGGUGAAAGACCGACGGCCGAAGUGCUAUUAUCGCAGCAUCCUUUUUGCGAAUGGGACCCGAGCUACAAUUUUUACGACACGGAACUGUACUUUAAGAUUAAAGACUCUUACAAAUCGUGA